CUUAACCGGAAGUAAAAGUGCGCAUGCCUUGUUCGUCGAGACCACGCUUUGCCGGGAGAAAAUUGGGUUUGAGUCCGAAAGAAAUUUAUCUACAACAACAGACAAUACAGGACAGACAACAUGGCUGCUCUUCCUAUGAACCCGAAACCUUUCCUGAAUGGUUUGACAGGCAAGCCAGUUAUGGUGAAACUCAAGUGGGGAAUGGAGUACAAGGGCUAUCUGGUGUCUGUGGAUGGCUACAUGAACCUUCAGUUGGCCAACACAGAAGAAUACAUUGAUGGUGCAUUGGCUGGCAACUUGGGGGAGGUUCUCAUCAGAUGUAACAACGUGUUGUACAUCCGGGGCGUGGAAGAGGAAGAGGAGGAGGGGGAGAUGAAGGACGUAUAAACAAGGAAUUUUUAAAUGGACAUGAAAUGUACCCGAACACUGUGCCCGGUCUGAAACAUUGUACACAUCAAGAUGUUGGACUGAUUGACCCAGCCACCAAGCAUUCCUGCAGGGUCCUGUUAUCUCACAUUGUGUUGUAUUCCACAUCUCUUCAUGGAAUGCUUUGUACAAGGACUGUGUGGACACUUCCUGUCAUCCAUCAUUGACUUGUUUCAUACAUACUGUUAUUAAACCGAUGUGAAUCAGGCCAAAAUAAAUUAAUUAUUACCUGAGAUUUUCAUCUUCUACAGUCUCAUUACCAAACAUCCUGCCUCACAUAAUUAUUUGAAAAGUGCAGGGAAAGAAAAUUGCAAUGUGUGAUCCUUUCUUUUUUUGUUUGAUGACAUAGACCAUAUACUUAGUCCUGUCAAACAUUUGUUUCAUGUGAAGCAUAUGCAUCAACAGUUAAUGUACACAGAUGCUUUGGACAUUUAAAAAGCAUAUAUACUACUCAAUAGUUAAAGAACACCCACAAUUGGAAGACAGAAGAACUAUAGUCAUAUGAAAGAAUUGGGUGCAACAUUUUAUGAAAAUCUAAUAAUAAAUUUAUUUUGGCCUCAAGGAUGUUGUCAGACACUCCCCUGGUUUGGAAUUCAGCCUGAAAGUCAAGGGGUCCUUGUCAUAACCCUAAUGUUCAAUAUUUGAGGGUUUCCUAGAUUAAAAUAAUAUCAGCUGAUCACAGCCGCAAACCUCGCAUACCCCUGUUGAUGUUGAACACGACCUCGUCGGGGCAUGCUUCAAGCUGGGGUUCCUCGUGUUGGUGGGACACCAAGGGAGAAUUGUAGUCGUAAAGGUUUCGCUACACUGCCCCCUGAUUCAGGGUCUUUGUUUUUUCAGGUAUUUCAAAUACAAUGUAUAAUGUAUCGUGUGUUUCAUGAUGCUGAAAUGAGAUGUGUAUCUUGAACGUCUAGUUUUUUUUAUGAAAGAUAAAGAUUUCGAUUAAG
Messenger RNA from Haliotis rufescens (red abalone), 1370 nucleotides. Its product is annotated as small nuclear ribonucleoprotein F. Gene Ontology annotation, cellular component: catalytic step 2 spliceosome; U1 snRNP. The record is from RefSeq and is a predicted model, not a curated record. The transcript has 4 exons. Lineage: Eukaryota; Metazoa; Mollusca; Gastropoda; Lepetellida; Haliotidae. Gene Ontology annotation, molecular function: RNA binding. Gene Ontology annotation, biological process: mRNA splicing, via spliceosome; spliceosomal snRNP assembly. The coding region runs from base 121 to 387 and encodes 88 amino acids.